AAUUUUUUUUUAACAGUUUAACACGGAGUUAACAUGGAGUUUAACGUGAUGGUCAUCAAUUCUUUCGUUUUUUAAGUGAGUUUAAAUCUGCUUUGAACUCAUUUUUAGACCAAAAUGUCUUUAAAAGGCAGCGAUAAUUUGACUGAACAGUCCGCACUAAAGGAGGAACUGAAUAAAAAGAUCAAAGAGCAGAAAGUUAUCUUGGACGAGCUCUCCAAUCUGAAGAAAAACAGGAAAGUCUACAUCCAACAGAGGAACAGUAAUAUUUUUUUUCUGGCUGACAGAAGUCAGACUCUGAGUUCGUGCAAAAAUGAUCUGGAUAAUCUGAAAAGGGAGCUGCAGAACAUUUAG
Nematolebias whitei (Rio pearlfish) is the source of this 351-nucleotide messenger RNA. RefSeq names its product ASNSD1 upstream open reading frame protein-like. The transcript has 4 exons. Bases 115 to 351 code for a protein of 78 amino acids. Lineage: Eukaryota; Metazoa; Chordata; Actinopteri; Cyprinodontiformes; Rivulidae. The record is from RefSeq and is a predicted model, not a curated record.